AUGGCAUCUAAUUUGUCUAUAUAUACAACUCUUCUUAAUUUGGAACCACUUGGCAUUUCACCAUCUCAUAUUUUACCAGUGUUCGUGCUUGGAACCCUUACAUAUGGUGCUAUUUUGUUUUUCAAUAUUACAUUACUGCUAACAAUUGCUCUGAACCAAAAUCUUCAUAAACCGAUGCACAUACUGUUGUUUAACAUGCCAAUUAAUGACAUUGUAGGUGCCUCUGCCUUUUUUCCUCAAAUGAUGGUGAGUAUACUGUCACAGAAUAGAUCCAUCACUUAUUCUGCCUGUUAUGUGCAAACCUUCCUGACACAUUUGUAUGGGGCUGGAUCACUUCUUAUUCUAACCGCAAUGGCUUAUGACAGAUAUAUUGCCAUUUGUUACCCACUGGAAUAUCACACCUUGAUGUCUCCAAAUAAGUUGUUAAAGAUAAUCCUUACAAUAUGGACCCUAGAUUUUACAGUGAUCGGUUUACCGCUUGCUCUGAGCUACCGUCAAGAGAUUUGUAGCACAAGAAUUGUGGACACUUUCUGUAAUAAUCCAAGUUUGAUGAAGCUAAUUUGUGAGGACACAAGGUUGAAUAAUUACUAUGGACUGUUUACUAUCAUUUUUCUCCAAGGACUCUCACUGUUCAUGGUGCUAUUCACAUACAUCCAAAUCCUAAUCACAUGCAUUUCAAAAAGACAAUCUGCUGCAAAAAGCAAAGCAAUUCAGACCUGCGGUACACACCUAGUUGUUUUCUUAUUUGUAGAGUUCAAUUCACUCUUUGCCUUAAUGUCACAUAGAUUUGAGAAUGUAUCCCAGUACUUACGAAGGGCUUUUGGUGUGUCUGUAAUGAUAUUUCCUCCUUUUCUGAAUCCUCUAGUAUAUGGACUGAAAACAAAGGAAAUUCGACAGAAUGUUACUGUCUUCUUCCAUAAAAAAAUAUCUCAGUCAUAA
Messenger RNA from Neoarius graeffei (lesser salmon catfish), 939 nucleotides. RefSeq names its product putative gustatory receptor clone PTE01. Gene Ontology annotation, biological process: G protein-coupled receptor signaling pathway. NCBI's taxonomy places the organism in Eukaryota, Metazoa, Chordata, Actinopteri, Siluriformes, Ariidae. Bases 1 to 939 code for a protein of 312 amino acids. The record is from RefSeq and is a predicted model, not a curated record. Gene Ontology annotation, cellular component: membrane. Gene Ontology annotation, molecular function: G protein-coupled receptor activity; olfactory receptor activity. The transcript has a single exon.